Molecule: messenger RNA, 588 nt
Organism: Daldinia childiae
Lineage: Eukaryota; Fungi; Ascomycota; Sordariomycetes; Xylariales; Hypoxylaceae
Exons: 3
Coding region: 1-588 (195 amino acids)
Biological process (GO): mycotoxin biosynthetic process
Source: RefSeq, a predicted model, not a curated record
AUGACAGACGCGGAGUAUACAGCAAAAUACUCAGCCUGGUCACCGGCUGCCAGUGCUGUGAAAUACGAGACACAACAUUUCGACUUGCCUCCCUUUACGGAAGGACCCUUUGUUGGUAUGGGCGAUGAUGUAGAUACAGCAUGGGAUGAGAUUUCAGCCAUCGGUGACACGAUGAUAUCCCGCGACGAGAUGGUAAAACUAGGUCUAAACCCCGACACUUCCCUUGCCAUCACCGACCCGAGAGAUGGGAAGCCGGGCUAUCGAGUCGCAAUCGAGGUGUUCCAUCAAUUGCAUUGCUUAAAUUUACUACGACAGAACCUAUAUAAAGAGUAUUAUUCACCAUUAGGAGGGGAUACGUCCGAUGCGCCCGAGGAUCUGACGGGCCAUCUCGACCACUGCAUCGAUGCACUGCGACAAUUCGUCAUGUGUCAAGGCGACAUCGGUGUCUUCAGCUUCCACUUUCCUAUGGGUGAUGAAGACCCGUGGCCGAACUACAGCACGCCGCACACCUGCAGAAAUUUUGACAGCAUCCGACAAUGGGCUGUCGACCAUACUGUCCCAAGGGGACCUGAUGAGCCGGAGCAUUAA